Molecule: messenger RNA, 3791 nt
Organism: Syzygium oleosum
Lineage: Eukaryota; Viridiplantae; Streptophyta; Magnoliopsida; Myrtales; Myrtaceae
Product: MDIS1-interacting receptor like kinase 2-like
Exons: 2
Coding region: 12-3701 (1229 amino acids)
Biological process (GO): protein phosphorylation
Molecular function (GO): ATP binding; protein binding; protein kinase activity
Source: RefSeq, a predicted model, not a curated record
UCUUGCUAGGCAUGACAGAAUCAACUGCAGCCCACCCUGUCUUCCUCUGUCUUCUCUUCUUGCUGCCAUUUCAGGCCUCGGCGUCCCCGAUCAAAGAGGCACAAGCUCUAGUCAAAUGGAAGAACUCUCUCUCUCCUCCUCCUCCUCCUCCUCCUCCUUCACCUUCUCUGAGCUCAUGGUCACUCGCCAACAUCACCCAUCUCUGCAACUGGACUGGAGUUGCCUGCAACAAUGGUGGGUCAGUCUCGGGGAUCAGCCUCUCCAGCUCAAGCCUCAGUGGCACACUUGAUGCGCUCGACUUCACUUCGUUCCCGAACCUGACCAGCUUCGACGCCAACAACAACAAUCUCGGGGGCUCGAUACCGUUGUCGAUUGGCAAUCUCUCCAAGCUCACGUUCUUGGACCUGGGUAGCAAUCUCUUGGAAGGUGGCAUACCACCCGAGAUAGGCCAAUUGCAAGAGAUUCAGUACUUGAGCCUCUUGAACAACAGUCUCAAUGGUACUAUUCCUUACCAGAUCAGCAAUCUCGGGAAGGUGUGGCACUUGGAUCUUGGAUCAAACUACUUGGAAUUUCCUGACUGGUCAAAAUUCUCUGCCAUGCCGUCGGUGACAUACCUGAGCCUCUUCCUCAAUUCGCUCGACGGCGAAUUCCCGAGCUUCAUGGACGAUUUUCACAACCUGACAUACCUCGACCUGUCGCAAAACACGUUGACUGGCCAAAUUCCUGAGGCUGUGUAUGCCAACCUGGUGAAGCUUCAGUACCUCAACCUCACUGACAAUUCGCUCCAGGGGCCGAUCUCAAACAUAUCAAAACUUUCCCAGCUGAAGGAGAUCCGGAUUGGUAACAAUCCGCUCGGCGGUCCGAUUCCUGGAGACUUAGGGUUGGUAUCUGAGCUUCAGAUGAUAGAGAUGUACAACAAUUCCUUUGAAGGGGCAAUUCCUAGCUCCAUUGGUCAAUUGAGAAAGCUUCAAAAGCUUGAUUUGCACCUAAACCGCUUGAGCUCUUCUAUACCUUCCGAGCUCGGGCUUUGUUCUAACCUCACGGUGUUGGCCCUCGCCCAGAAUUCGAUCUCCGGGGAGCUGCCUCUCUCUCUGUCCAAUCUGGUUAGAUUGUCGGAAUUUGGAGCUUCGGAGAAUCACCUGUCAGGUGAGUUAUCGCCUUACUUAUUCACAAAUUGGACAGAACUCGUUUCUUUGCAGCUCCAGAACAAUUUUCUCUCUGGGCAAGUUCCUCCGGAAAUAGGAAGCCUGACCAAGCUCAAUAACCUCUUUUUGUACAACAAUUCACUCUCUGGCCCGAUCCCUACAGGGAUCGGGAGCUUGGAGAAUUUGGUCAAGUUAGACCUCGCAACGAACUCUCUCUCCGGCCAAAUCCCUUCAGCAUUGGGGAACCUGAGAAACCUGAAGAUCCUCCAGCUUUUCUAUAACAAACUCACUGGGACUAUUCCUCCAGAGGUCGGGAAUCUCACGUCAUUGACCAUUCUCGACCUCAACACGAACAAGCUUUAUGGAGAGGUCCCCGAGACCAUCUCUCGCCUUGCUAACUUAGAGUCGAUCUCUUUGUUCACAAACAAUUUCUCAGGAAGCGUACCAGGUGACUUCGGCAAGUACAUCCCUUCUCUGCAUUAUGUUAGGUUUGCGAACAACAGCUUCACCGGAGAACUGCCACCCAAAUUGUGCAGCGGCUUUGCUCUAAAAGAACUCACCGUCAAUGGGAACAAGUUCACCGGGCCGCUGCCCCACUGCUUGAGAAAUUGUUCGGGGCUAACAAGAGUCCGUCUAGAUGGCAAUCAGUUCACCGCAGACGUCACCAGCACAUUCGGAGUUUAUCUGAAUCUGGUUUAUAUAAGCCUCAGCAACAACAGAUUUGUCGGGACUCUCUCGGCACAGUGGGGAGAGUGUACGAAUCUCACAAAUUUGCAGAUAGAUGGUAACAAAAUCUCUGGCCAAAUCCUGCCAGAGCUCGGGAAAUUGUCUCAGUUGCGUGUCUUGUCUUUGGACCGCAAUGAACUGACCGGGAGAAUUCCUGAUGAGAUGAGAAAUCUAGGGGAGUUGAUCGAGCUGAACUUGAGCAACAACCAUUUGGCUGGAGAUAUUCCCGUCUCAUUAGGAAACUUAUCGAAGCUCAAUCUUCUUGAUUUGUCGAACAACACAUUGAGCGGUACCAUACCGAACGAGCUAGCGAAUUGCGAGAAUUUACUUAGCUUGAAAUUGAGCAACAACAAUCUGUCUGGUAACUUACCGUCCGAGCUCGGGAAGUUGUCCGCGCUCCAGUUACUUCUAGACCUGAGCCACAAUUCACUAGCAGGAUCAAUUCCUUCCAAUUUGGAAAAGCUUACUAUAUUGGAAAAUCUCAAUCUUUCCCAUAACGAUUUGUCCGGUACGAUACCGGCUUCACUCUCCACCAUGGUGAGUUUAAGCUCCAUGGACUUAUCGUACAACGAGCUAACAGGUGCGGUUCCUAGUGGUGGCAUCUUCCAACGGGCGCCCGAAAGUGCUUUUGUUGGGAAUUUGGGCUUGUGUGGAGACGCAACGGGAUUAUCUCCUUGCAGAACGAGCAGUAAAUCAACCAACCACGGCAAAAAAGUUCUGAUUGGUGUGAGUGUUGGCGUCGGCUGCUUACUACUUCUAGCGAUUCCAAUUGCCGUGAUUCUAGGGCUUCGGCCGCGAAACAAGCUUCUUGACAAAGUGAUCGAGAGUGUUAAAAAGCACGAGAAUUCAGAACCGAUCAUAUGGCAAAGGCGAGGGAACUUCACGUUCAGCGACAUCGCCACGGCCACCAACGACUUCAGCGAAGAGUACUGCAUUGGAAAAGGCGGGUUCGGGAGCGUUUACAAGGCCGAACUUGCCAGCGGCCAAAUUUUUGCUGUCAAAAAGCUCAACGUAUUGGAUUCCUGCGAUGUUCCCGCAGUCAACCGCCAGAGUUUCGAGAACGAGAUCCGUGUGUUGACCGAGGUCCGGCACCGCAAUGUGAUCAAGCUCUACGGGUCCUGUUCCAAAACGGGUUGCAUAUAUUUGAUCUAUGAGUUCGUUGAAAGGGGCAGUUUGGCAAAGGUCUUGUACGGAGGAAGAGGAGCAGCUGAACUGGACUGGGAUACAAGGGUGAAGAUUGUUCAAGGCGUGGCUCACGCGAUCUCCUACUUGCAUCACGAUUGCUCGCCACCUAUCGUCCAUCGGGACAUAACGUUGAACAACAUCUUGGUCGAGUCAGACUUCGAGCCUCGGCUCUCGGAUUUCGGGACGGCGAGACUCUUGGAUUCAGACUCGUCAAAUUGGACCGCAGUGGCUGGAUCUUAUGGCUACAUGGCUCCUGAGUUAGCAGUUACGAUGCGGGUGACGGACAAAUGCGAUGUGUAUAGCUUCGGAGUAGUGACGCUAGAGAUUAUGAUGGGGAAGCAUCCGGGGGAUCUUCUCUCUUCCCUAUCAACGACGCAAACGUCGACAUCAAUGGAGAACCCAAAUUUGCUACUAAAGGAUGUGCUCGACCCACAUCUUCCUCCUCCGACCGGCCAACUAGCCAGGACAGUGGUAUUCAUAGUCACAGUGGCACUGGCGUGCACGAGGAUGAGUCCCAAUUCGCGACCCACCAUGCAUUUCGUCGCGCAAGAAUUAUCCGCACGCACUCAAGCUUACUUGCCCGAGCCAUUAGGCCCAAUCACCAUCAACAGAGCUAUAGAGUCUUCAGAAAUAAUCUUUAAGUAGAUAGUGCAGAUCAAAUGAUAUUUCGUUGUAUUUUUUUUAUUAUAAUUUAGCUCAUAAUGAAUGAGAAAGAGGGGGCGCAUGUGUGGACCA